CUACUGGCUAACUCGAGACCGUCUUCUGGAGACCUACUACCACUGGGCCGGCCGAAGAGUCCAGUUCUGCGAACGGCACGACCUUCUUCUCUCCUCUGCCAAACCCACGCCCCUGUUUGCUGAAGAUCCAGCACCCACUGCCUCCGACUUCAAGGUCGCCGACGACUUCCGCCAGCGCAUGCAUCUCAUUUCUCCUUUAAUUGACCUCACUUCCACGCGGUACUAUCGUAAGGACAGUGUCGACGCAUGGAAAAGCAAGGUGAGCCCGACUUACCCCUACCCUAACGUGUUCACGGUGAACAUGGCCCUACCGAAUGUCUGGUCCGACUUUACGGCGCCCGAGAAGGCUCGAAUCACGGUG
Molecule: messenger RNA, 361 nt
Organism: Dibothriocephalus latus
Lineage: Eukaryota; Metazoa; Platyhelminthes; Cestoda; Diphyllobothriidea; Diphyllobothriidae
Source: the annotation of a GenBank genome assembly